This is a messenger RNA of Exophiala spinifera, 1035 nucleotides long. RefSeq lists its product as uncharacterized. The record is from RefSeq and is a predicted model, not a curated record. NCBI's taxonomy places the organism in Eukaryota, Fungi, Ascomycota, Eurotiomycetes, Chaetothyriales, Herpotrichiellaceae. Bases 1 to 1035 code for a protein of 344 amino acids. The transcript has 2 exons.
AUGGAUCCUACAGAAUACUUGCUUGACAACGGCUGGCUGCCGUCGCCAGUGAUUCGCGUCGGCAUAAGGCGACAGCUAGCCCAGCGCGUGCAAAUGAUCAAGUCGGAGUCAAUGUCCACCGCAUACGACCGGAAGAUGUCCUACGUGGCCGCUUUGCGCGAACGGCCCAUGGCGAUCGACGUGGACAAGGCGAACACCCAGCACUACGAGGUCGGCACGUCGGUGCUCCAAGCCUGCCUCGGCCCCCGCAUGAAGUACUCGAGCUGUCUGUAUCCGACGGGCAAGGAGAGCUUGGCUCAAGCUGAAGUCGCCAUGCUGGAGAGUUACGUGCAGAAGGCGGAAUUGCGAGACGGCCAGGACAUUCUCGACCUGGGCUGCGGGUGGGGCAGUGCCUCGCUUUAUUUGGCUGAGUUGUUCCCCGGAUCGAAGGUCACGGCGUUUUCGAAUUCACGCACGCAAAAGCUGUACAUCGAUGAGCAGGCCAGGGCGAAGGGACUGACAAACCUCAAGGUCAUCACCGGCGACGUGGUGACAUACGAGUUCACGCCGGAUGCCUUCGACCGCGUGGUCUCGAUUGAGCUGUUUGAGCACAUGAAAAACUAUGGCUUGCUCAUGAAGAAGAUUGCCCGCGCACUGAGGCCUGGUGGGAAGCUGUUUGUCCACAUCUUCAGCCACAAGGACUCGCCGUAUGAUUUCGAGGAUGGGUGGAUGAGUACCCAUUUCUUCACGGGAGGGACGAUGCCAUCGGCGGAUCUGUUGCAUUUCUUUCAGGACGAUCUCACGCUGCGGAAACAGUGGUGGGUUAGUGGGAAGCACUAUGCAAAGACCUGUGAGCAUUGGCUGAGCAAGAUGAAUGCCAGUAAGAAUGAUAUUUGGCCAGGUCUGGAGGAGACAUAUGGCAAAGAAAAGGCGGCCAUGUGGUUCUACCGCUGGCAAAUAUUCUAUCUGGCGUGCGCAGAGCUUUUCGCGUGGGACGGCGGUGACGUUUGGGGAGUAAGCCAUUACUUGUUCGAGAAGAUCGGUGACGGGAAGUAG